Mauremys mutica (yellowpond turtle) is the source of this 4605-nucleotide messenger RNA. RefSeq names its product interleukin 13 receptor subunit alpha 2 (gene IL13RA2). The transcript has 10 exons. Gene Ontology annotation, molecular function: protein binding; cytokine receptor activity. The record is from RefSeq and is a predicted model, not a curated record. NCBI's taxonomy places the organism in Eukaryota, Metazoa, Chordata, Testudines, Geoemydidae. The coding region runs from base 221 to 1366 and encodes 381 amino acids. Gene Ontology annotation, biological process: cytokine-mediated signaling pathway. Gene Ontology annotation, cellular component: external side of plasma membrane.
UUGCGGAGGGAAACAGAUUAAAGCACUCUGACUCGUGGAGACCUCCUAGUUCUUCAGAUUAUUAACCACGGCAGCUAAGGAACUGCCUGCUGGAAAGAACACUCACUCCAGCUUUAGCCUCUGCUGUCAAACACACCCCAGGGCUCUAGGUUUCUCGUGUGCGGAUAUUUUUCUGGCAUAAUACACUUCCCAGUGGGAAGCUUUGAAGUCUUACACACCAAUGGACAUCCAGUGGAUUUGUGCUGUCACCAUAAUCCUAGCCUGGUUCUGCAGAGCUUCCUCGGGACACCAGACCUCAGUUGAACCUCCCCGCAAUCUUCAGAUAAUUGAUCCUGGACUUUUAGGCCAUCUCUAUAUAGAAUGGCAGCCUCCACCUUCCCUGCUAACCCUCGAUCAGUGUACAAUAAAAUAUAAAUUAAAAUACCGUAGCACGGGCGAUGCAGAUUGGAAGGUUGUUUUUACUAAGAAAUUAAAAUAUGGCGAUGGAUUUGAUCUCAGCAAGAGAACUGAAGCAAAGGUCCAGACUCUGCUGGAAGGACGUUGUACGAAUGAAUCUGAAGUGAAGAGCGACUGGACUCACGCUACCUUCCAGGUGCCUCCAAAAGGAGAGCUGGAGUCACAGAUCCGAGACUUCCACUGUGUCUAUUACAAUUGGGAGCACCUCACAUGCACUUGGCAGCUGGGCUGGCUAGCUCCUCCUGGGGCGCAUUAUGAGCUAUAUUAUUGGUACGAAGGGCUGGAUCACGCAGUGCAAUGCAGCGACUAUAUUCAGACUCAUGGAAGAAAUACUGGAUGCAAUUUGCAAAACCUGAGGCAGGCAGAAUAUAUUGAUUUCAACGUCUGUGUUAAUGGUUCUUCAGAGUCCACACAGCUGAGACCCUCCUACUUCACAUUCCAUCUUCAGAACCUAGUCAAACCGUCUCCGCCUGAGAAGCUGUCGGUUUCCAUUUCUCCCUAUGAGGAAGUUCAUGUGGAGUGGCGCCCUCCUGCUGGGGGUACCCCCCCGCGCUGCCUGGACUACGAGGUGCAGCUGACAGAGCAUGAUGGUGAUGCUGAUGCUCCCUGGACGGCUGUCUCAACCCAAGUGGAAACCGCCUUUACCUUCUCCCAGUCCAAUCGCAGCCGCGUCUCAUGCGUCCGUGUACGAGGGAAAACAAACAUGUUCUGCGCCGACAAGGGCUUCUGGAGUGAAUGGACGCGGGAGUGUUUCUACGUGUCCAGAAAAGAUGAAAAGCAGCUGUUCAUCCUCAUUGCAGUAGUCUUAAGUUUUCUGACUGUCAUCAUAAUAUUUCUAUUAGCUGCACAGCGCAAGAAAAGAACAAAUGGAGAGAAAAAUAUAUCACCUACAUCUCUAUAUUUGGAAUAAUUCCUGAACAAAAUGAUUUCCAGAGAUGCCCUCUGAGCUGUCAGCGGAACUUACUGCUGCAUUAUGCACAUGUUAUUGAUGUCCAUAAUAAAGACCCAUGCCAACUUCUGGUUCUUGGCAAAUUUCACGCUCCAGUGGGAUGCUAACGCUGCAAAUGGGCUUGUUGUGCAGCUUGUGUCCAAUGGAUUGCCCUUAGCAUGUCAUCCCAAGAACAGACAUGAAACCUGAACUUCUUACGAGUCUUUUCUACUUCCCCACUCCUAUUUAGUAUGCUUCUAUAGUCCAACAACACAACGGUCAGAGAAGUUUUUUGACUGAUGCUAGAAUAAUUUUUUAUGAUAAAAUAACAGGGCAAAAAAGGAGGCAGUGGAGACAAUGAUGAAUAAUAUCGACAGGGCUGCUGUGUGUGUUUAUAAGAAUGAGUGGAAACACAGUUAACAUGAUGGAAACUCAGUGGAAGAUCAAGAUUACACUCACCAGCCUAGGAAAGGUUGCUAGAUGCUAUCGUCCAUAGUGAGCUGAGCACCAUACGGUAUAUUUCCCUGCUGGCUCCCUCUCUACCUUCUUUGAGUCCACUGUUCGUUUUUAAACAAUGAACAUUAUUUAACUGCAUUUAUUUAAUCAUGUCAUCUACCAUGCCACAGUUAUUUGUGAAAGAGGAGACCUUGAAACAGUUUUUUUUGCCGGGAAUGGCUGUACUUACAAAUACAGUGCAUGGCAGAUGGCUCAUGGGAGGAACAAAUCCUAAGGCUCCACUGUCAAGUGCUGGAAGGGGAUGUCCUGCAGGACUUGGACAUGGAAAACAGCUUUACAAAGCACCCAGAGGCUCCUAGAUCGGAAAGAGCCUUAUGCAAAGGACUGCCCAGCAGAUGAAAUGUCUGACCAGCUUUAAACGAAGCCUGUGGAGUAAAAACAGCCCAGUGCUGAUCAUGGACAAGUGACAUUACACUGAUGCUCCUGGAGCUUGCUGUGGGAGUGGUCUCACUUUCCACAACUCUCUCAGUGAACAUGUUUCCUGGGAGGAGGGCUCAGAAGAAGGAGGGACCUCUCAGUGACUAGCUGAUGCUUGGAAAGUUGAAUUUCAAAUCACCACAAACCUGAGUCCAACAUCUGCCUUCAUCCGAUCAGAAAAUGGUAACGUCCUAUGGGCAAAGGGCUGAACUUGCAUCCUCCCCCAUGCCAUGGGAACUGUGUGCGGGUGGGGCUUGGAGACGGAAGUGCAGCUGGGGGACAAACGAUGGUUUGAGUAUGGUGCAUGCUUGCUUUGUAACUCCAUGAUUGGGCCUUUGUAACAGAGAAGGGAGCAGUCCUGGACUUGACACUAUAGCACAGAAAAAGUGAACAUGGGCACGGGAUGGAAUCAGAAAUAACUAAAUGCUAGCCCUGAGCUGAGACACUCAGUAUCAAUCCACCAUGUCCCCUCAUGCAGAAGUGUUUGGCUCAUGGAUGUUUCUAAAAUACACUGGCAGAGGGAGUAGUACACGUGAAUGCUGUCGGGAAUGUUUGUUUAAAAGCACACUGGCUCAUUCUUUACUCUGAUUUUCAGACAGCACACAUGCACACUAAAAAUGUGUGUCAAACUGCCUGAUGGAUGUGUGCAUCCGUGCACAGUUACUGCAUGUCAGUCAGGUGUGUGUGCAAGCAAAGGGCCUGCUGGGUGCAUAACCAAUGACUUGCACAUGCAAUGCAAUUAAAUGUAAAUGCAAAAAAAAUGUAAAUUAGGUGCAAGAUUGCAUGUGCAAAUGGGAAAUGUUUAAUUUUCAAUAAGACAUUUUGAGACAAAUGCCCAACUGACACAACAAACAAUCAUUGAGCCAGGCCCACUUCCUCACUCUUGUUUCAGGAGCAUCCUGAAGCAUCUUACCCCAGAUGAUGCAGCAAUUAACUGAUGUAGCGCCUCCUCUAAGGUAGAUGCAGCCCCCUCCCCCCCCCAGGACUCAGUGCCUCGUUAGUGGUCACAAUUAGGAAAGUUGAAAGCCUCCCGUAAGUGGCGAGCUCUGUAAAUAAAAUAGCUGCAGUAGAGCGCCUGCCUGCUGCAGAUGUGCGCAGUUGCUGCUCUCUGAGAAGCAGGGCAUCCUGGCCAGGGACUGCCCAAAUUAACAGGUAUUGCACUAAGAAAAAUGGCUCACGCCAGCGAGAGGCUGUUGGCAAGCUGCCUGGUGGGCUGCUGACCAGUGGUGUGUUGGGGACAGAUUAUUGUGGUUUGCGGUGUCACAGCAGCACCUGACAUGCUAUGUGGGCUGGGGAGAUGCAGGGGCCAAUUUCUUUUAGCGACCCAGGAUAAGUGACUGGUAUCAGAUUACCUGCCUGGGCUUUGGGGCAGGUGUGGUGUGUGCGUGUGAGCCCCCCAUCACUCCCCCACAUACUGUCAUUUCAGCUGGCAACAAGCCAUUACGAGCCGCUAUAGUGGCUGGUUUGGUUAACCCAAAAUAGCCCUCCCGGCCGCUAUUAUCUUAGUGCUCCAGCUAGUGAGUAAUCCUGCACACUAAGCUAGGGGCCAAGGCCACACAGCUGUGGUACUUGUGUGUGGCAACAUAUUCUCCCAUAGUCACCCAGCCUCUUCAAUGAUUGGCCUGCACGUUUUGGCUAGUAAUAAACAUAGUCACACUGACUCAGCCCCAGGACAUGCAGAUUCUGCCGAGCCUUAGUGAGUAAGACACGCAUGGGAUUGUUUAAGUCUUGAGGAGGAAGAAUGUGUUCAAAGCAUUGGGUAAUGUUUAUAAUGGCAGGAAAAAAAGGCUGGGAACUACCCUUGUCACACGAACGUUGAGGUGACGUCCCAACACCUGUAGAAGGUUGGAGCGGGCAGACGAACUUAACCGAAAGCACAGCUUGACUGCUGGGACAGUCACCACAGAAAUGACACUAAUUAAAUGUUGCUGCCACCUCACUCAGGCAAGUGUUACUGCAAAGUUUAUUUUUUAAAAAAUGCUUAUAAAACAGGCUAAGAAACUAUGUACCUGGGGGACAGGGGUGAGGUGUGUUGGCUGCUUGGCCCAGUGGUUCAAGAAACAUAACAGGACUUUGAGGCUCAUUUCAGGUCCACUGCAUCUGUCAGGUUGCUUAAUGGCAAUGUUCUACCAGGGUCUGUUCAUUUACCUUGGACCAUAUUUAUUUUUGAUAUUUGUAUUAGUGCUUUCUUACUCCUGUGCCGGCUUAUUUCCUAAAUUAAUAAACUUCCUUGCCACAAAAAUCAGUGGCCAAACACCUCCAAACUUUAUUGUUAUUCCAGUAGGGGG